AUGGCGACCAUGAACAUUCCCGUCGUCCUGAGCGCGGGGCUUCUUGUGCCAAUUUGCGGUUGGGCCAGGGGGGCAGGGGACCUUAUGUCCGAUGUGCACUUGAUCCAGACGCGUGUCGUGGACCAGCACGGUUCAGACGCGCCGACGGACAGAUCAUUGGGCGGACGGGACAUGCGCACCGAGCGCAUGCAGGCCGCCGGCUGCGUCGACGACGACGCAGGAGCCAUCCAGUUUGCAAACGAUCAUGCACGGCUCAACGACGUCAGCGGUUGCUCAGAUGUCGGCCCGUAUUGUGCAGACGCGAAUUUGUCGAGCCAAGUUUUGGCAUUGUGCUGCGGCACCUGCCGGCAGGGCCCUGGACCAAAUCCGGACGCUGUGCAGUGCCAAGGUCAUUCCGAUUGCCAGGUUUCGGAAUUCUGCUACGACGGUACGUGCGACAGCUGCAGCCAGUGCCAGUUUUGCUCCGACUGUAACUAUGUCGACGAGUGCGGGCAUUGCGGGGCAGGAUUCCCGACGCAAGAGACGGCCCCGUGCCACUCCCAGAACUAUGUGGUCAUCCAGGGGGACCGCAGGGUCACGCAUGCGUGGCGGAACCUGUCUUCGGAUGAGGAGCUGGUCUUUCACGAGAGCAAGUUCGUCGAGCUCGAUAAGGACAACUCGUCGACCCUGGACGUGGACGAACUCUUCGGCACCCUCAUCGGGCAAGACGUCGCCGCGCUCGAAGCUGUCGCUGGCUCGAUCGACGUUAGUCUGGACAGCGUGCUGCUUCCCAGAGCUUCGGUGCAAGACUUCGUGGAGAACCACAGCUCCAGUGGCUCAUUAUUCUUGACCCUCGACGAGUGGCUCGGCACAACCGAGGUGAAGGAAUCGAGGCACCGAGCCGCAUCCCAGAGGGCGCUGCGCGGGCCCUCGUGCACGUUCGAGAGUAUCUUCUCGGUCCCCAGCUCCUGCACGGAAACCAGGUGGGUCGACAAUUGCGGGAAUUCCUGCAGUCAAAGUUGUAGCAGUUGCCCAAGGAUGGCGCAUCCGAACUCGAGCGCCGCUGUGGAGAUCUCCCCACAAGCGAGGUCCAGCGCGGUCGCUCGAUCUUCCCAAGAGCUUGAGUUCUGGGGCGGGAGGCGCCGGCGCCGUUGGUGGGACGCCGUCGUCGAGGUUGUAACCACGGUCGUCCAGGUGGUCGUUUGCACCGUGAGUUGUAUCACAAAUUGCGUGUGGUCGUGCUUUACGAGCGCAGUGGAGUAUGUCUACAAUUGCGUUGUCGACACGGUCGUGAAUGUGAUCAUGAGCUUCGGAGAUUGCUUGUCACAAGUCGUGCAAGCCGUCAACGACGCGGUUGGUAACAUGUGCGGUUUCGAUCUCAUCCCCACAGGCUGCUCCGGCGUCUUUGACUGCAUCUCGCAGGGGGUCAACAGCGCCAUCUCAUUCCUCGAGUGCGGAUUUACUGCGCUCUUGGAUGUGCUUGAGAACAUGGUCAUGGUAAAUCUUCGCUGCAUUCCAAACAUUGUUGACGGCAUCAGGGCGGCCCUGUUCCCCCCGGAGGCCAUCAUUGCUACCGCGGUUGCCCAGGCACUGCUCGAUUUCGGGCAGAGGGUCAUCAACGGGAUCUACUCAGAGGCCGCGGCCGUGAGCAUCGACUUCUGCUGGCACGACGCCCCCGCGGCCGAGUUCACCGACUGUGGCGCCUUCGACUACGUGGGCAGUAUGUCCUUCUGGGACGUGCUUGACAUCUUCGGGAUGACCCAGCGCUUCGCGGACACUGUUGCGAGGUUGACGAACUGCCUCACCAAGACCACGAGCCUCCCCGGAGUGUCCUUCGGCAUCCCCACGCCCUUCCUGCAGGUUGACUGGACGGGUGGCAGCUGGUGCGCACCGAGCUUCGUCCAGACUGCGGCGAAGGGGGUUAUCGGUCUGUUCAGGUACGUGUCUUCAGGGCGCAUGCUCGACGACCUCAUCACCGUGGGCGACAACCUCAUAACCAAUCUUCAGACAAGGCUGGAGGAGGUGUUCUGCGACGAGGGCGACUUCACAGUAACGUUGGGCGUCCACCUCGAGUGGGCGAAUGCUCUGUUUGGAGUCCAGGCCUUGGCUGGAUGUCUGAACGGCGGUUUCGCCGCCCACAUCGUCGGUUUCGCCACGGGCAGGAUUUCAAUCUUCGGUGCCCCAUACAUGCCCACUGCCUCGGUCUUGGCGUUCUUAAGCGUCGAUUGUACGGUGGGGCCUGCGGGCGCUGAGUGGUCGUAUUGGUCGUCCUCCUUGAACGGCAUCAUCUCGGCGGACAAGUACACGGCGAUGGUGUCAUUGCCUCUCUAUCCGCAGCCGAAGCUCGAGUUCGGCUACAUGUUCUCGAUCACGAUCUUGGAAGUAACACCCAGGGUUGCUGCCCGCCAGGAGGAGUUCACAUCGACAUCGCUGCUGCCGUCGCUGCGUGCCCUCUCCGAGGCCACCUCCGACCCGAGCUUCGGCGAAUCUAUCAGGAGCAAGCCGAGUCCCAAGUCGGUCCUCGAGGGGGCCCGCAACGGGUCGCUUCAGAGGUCCGACAUGAAACAAGUUCAGCCCUGGAAAAUCGCAAUUUCCGUCACGAAGAACUUUUGCUUCACUUGUGACGGUUGGGGGCCGACGCCUGCUUGGGUCACGGGCCUGUCCAACAUGGCCAAGCAGUUCAGUUGUGCUGUGGGCCAGGCGAUGGCAGGAGCCUCUUGGGGUGCGCUGGGCCUUUCCCAGUGUUUCGCCAUGGUGACGCAGUGGGAGCUGGCCGGGAACGCCUGCGAGUACUUGUACUCCGACUCGCCGAACGACGGCGGCCUGGGGAGCACGUGCGCUUGCAUGCCGCCCAAUGCGAUGACUUCUGGGGCUUGCUAUGCGCAGGUCGGAAGCAGGGGCAGCGAGGAGUCGUCGGGAUUCGUUGUUUACCGGCAUCAGAGGCUGACUUGCAAGACUGGAAGCGGUUCGGCCUGCAGGACUUGUGUCACGCCGCAGUCACGAAUUGUGAGAGACCAUUGUGAGACUUGCAACGAUGGCUACAUCAUGUCUGGCUACAUCUGCACAGAUACCACGCCAUCGCCAACGCCAAGCCCGUCGCCAAACCCGACGCAGUAUCCGACGCCAGGCCCGACCCCGUUUCCUACGCCGUAUCCGACGCCAUAUCCGACGCCAAGCCCGACGCCAAGCCCGACGCCAAGCCCGACGCCAAGCCCGACGCCAUUGCCACCAGGCGCCACGCAUUCUCCGACGGAGUAUCCGACGGCGUAUCCGACGCCAAGCCCGACGCCGCAUCCCACGCCAAGCCCGACGCAGUGGUUGGAGUCGUUGGGGUCAUCAUCUGGUACUUGCAGCUGCUCCAGCCCACCCUGCGGUUGCAAUUGUUGGGAUUGUACAGAGGCAAAAAAAUCAGCUGGAUGCUGCACCUGCGAUGGAACCACGAAUCAUGGGGCUGCGGCGUGGCACAACUGUGGUUAUGUGGAUGGCAACUCGGGUACAGGUCAUGGUUGCCAAUGGUGCAACGGUUGUUGGCACCAAGGCAAAUGUGGUUGUGCUGCGAACUAUGCGGCUGGCUGGCCAAACUACGACGGUUUUGGUCUCUCGUGCUCGGCAUCUGCUGGUAACUACUUGUCUUAUUACGCACAGACCCAGGCGUCAGGGCCCAUGUUUGAAUACGCCACCGCACAAGAUCAAGGUAGUGGCUCAGUUCCAAAUGGACGCACGUUCUCUGUCGUUGGUGGUUUCAGUUUCGUCGGGUGGGUGCAAAUUCAUAGCUGGACGGGGUCUUAUAAUCGCAUCUGGGAUUUCGGAACAGGUUCAACACCUUCGAUCCGCUUACACAGAAACUCCGCAUCAACUUUGCGAAUUGGUUUUGGCGCAUGGCUGGGAUGGUGUGACUUCCCUAACUAUUGGGCCUUAUCGACGUGGAUCCAUGUUGGGUUCACUCUGUCCACUAGCGGUUUGUGCACAGUAUACAAGAAUGGAGCACAUUUCGGCCAAUCGCAAUUGUGGAGCUUCCCAACUAUUCCAUGGGCCGUUUCUCCGAAUUUCUACGUUGGCCUAAACAAUUGGGUUGGUGAUACAGAUCCCGGUUCGGACAUUACUGCUCGGCAGUUUGCUUGGUUCGAUGCGGCAAUCUCAGCUGCCGAUGUUGCCUCUGCUGCCGGAACGAACAGCCCGACGCAGUACCCGACACCAAGCCCGACGCCGUACCCGACGCCGCAUCCGACGCUAACCCCGACGCCGUAUCCGACGCCGUAUCCGACGUCAUCUCCGACGAAAAGCUUGACGCUAAACCCAACGCCCACUCCCACACCGAGCCCGUCGCCAAGCCCAACGCCAAGCCCGACGCCAAGCCCGACGACGCCAAGCCCGACCGAAAGUCCUACGGGAAGCCCGUCACCCAGCCCGACGCCAAGCCCGACGCCGUAUCCGACGCCGUCUCCAACGUACAGUCCGACAGCUCCGCCCACCUACCCCCCGCUCGGGGAUGUGGCAUCAUCUGGCACUUGCAGCUGCUCCACCCCCCCCUGCGGUUGCAAUUGUUGGGAUUGCACAGCAGCGCGCACUGCUGCUGGAUGCUGCAGCUGCGAUAAUGGUAAUGGUUGCGGUUAUGGCGAUAUGGUGUCUGUGUGCGACGGAUGCAAUGGCUGCUGGAAGGACGGCAAAUGUGGGUGCAGUAGUGAUUCGACUACCUGGCCCUACUAUGACGUAUUUGGUCUCGCGUGCUCGAGCAAUUCGGGCAGCUACUUGUCCUACUACGCAGUGCCACCGACGCCAAUCCCGACGCCAAGCCCAACGCCACACCCGACGCUACUGCCACCGGGCGCCACGCUGUCUCCGUCCUCAAGCCCGACGCCAAGCCCGACGGCAAGCCCGACGCCGUCUCCGACGCUAUCGGAAGCGCAGGCCACUUGCGGCUGCGCCAGCCCACCAUGUGGUUGCAAUUGUUGGGAUUGCACAGACGCGCGUAAGGCGGCGGGAUGCUGCAGCUGCGAGACUGGCUGUGGUUUUUUCGACCUAACAGGGUCUACGUGCGAUGGUUGCACUGGCUGUUGGCACAAUGGCAAAUGCGGUUGCAGUAGUGAUUCGAGUACCUGGAUGUACUAUCGAAGCAUUCGGUCUCGCGUGCUCGAACGAAACGGGCAGCUACCUGUCCAACUAUGCAAAAAUUGUUGGCGAGUACACCGCGGAGGAAGCUCUUCCAGAUGGCGUGACAGCUGA
Prorocentrum cordatum is the source of this 5202-nucleotide messenger RNA. The record is from the annotation of a GenBank genome assembly. Lineage: Eukaryota; Dinophyceae; Prorocentrales; Prorocentraceae.